This is a messenger RNA of Alexandromys fortis (reed vole), 1810 nucleotides long. It is a transcript of the gene Lrrc56, whose product is annotated as leucine rich repeat containing 56. Lineage: Eukaryota; Metazoa; Chordata; Mammalia; Rodentia; Cricetidae. The record is from RefSeq and is a predicted model, not a curated record. The transcript has 13 exons. The coding region runs from base 178 to 1794 and encodes 538 amino acids. Gene Ontology annotation, molecular function: protein binding.
CCGCGGUGGAAAAAAGAAAGCCCUCACUUAAGAGAGCGACCGCCGCGGUGGUGGGGCCCAGGGAUGCGCCCAGGACUUGGGCACCCUGGCCCACCCCUCAGGUAUUACAUGUAGACACAUGUGGCCCUCUUGCCCGGAUGUUUGACCUACAACAGGAGCCAGGAACCUGCAGGUUGGAUGUGGAUGGACCCAGCCUGGGAUGGAUCCCAGGGACCUCGGCCAGGCACAGCUAGUAUCCGGGUACGGGAGCUGAGCUGGCAGGGCCUAACCAACCCCUGCCCACAAAACAAGAGACGGGGCAGCCAUGGGGAUAUCCACAGGGAGCGGAGGGUGGAAGAGCACCUUUCCCCUGCUCGGCUGCAGGCCCUGGCCCAGGUAGAUGACCUCCAACUGGUGAGGGUGCUGGAGAUGUGUGUGGACACCCGUAAGAACAGCCUGGGGAACUUCGGAGUGCACCUCCCUAACCUGAUCCAACUGAAGCUGAACCACAGCUGCCUGGGCUCCCUCAGAGACCUGGGCACUUCUCUGGGCCACCUGCAGGUGCUGUGGCUGGCUCGCUGUGGCCUGACUGACUUGGAUGGCAUUGGCUCCUUCUUGGCACUGAAGGAACUUUAUGUCUCCUACAACAACAUCUCAGACCUGAGCCCACUGUGCCUGCUCGAGCAACUGGAGGUGCUGGACCUUGAGGGCAACAAUGUGGAAGACCUGGGGCAGAUGCGGUACCUGCAGCUGUGUCCACGGCUGGCCACGCUCACACUGGAGGGGAAUCUGGUGUGCUUGAAGCCAGACCCUGGCCCUUCCAACAAGGCACCCCAGGACUACAAUUAUAGGGCAGAGGUAAAGAAGCUUAUCCCCCAGCUCCACAUCCUAGAUGAGAUACCCACCACAUGCACCAACCUGCCUGCUUCCCAGAAGCUGAAUCAGGACUGGCUGAUGGUGAAGGAGGCCAUCAAGGAAGGCAGCGUGCUUGACAUUCUCCUCCCUCGGCUGGAUUGUUCCCAUGGAACCACUAUACGGAAACUUGACCCAAUCUUGCCUGUGCCUGAGACCCAACCAUGGGCUCUGUCUUUGCUGGUCCCUGAGGGCCCCUUGCCUGAGAAUCCAGCCACAGAAGACCAUUCCAGCAGCCUCACCCAUGGUGCUUGUCAAGUUCUCUGUGGGAACCCCACCAAAGGCCUGAGGGAGCGUAGACACCAGUACCAGGAAUGGGCACCCCUGGAGCAGCUGCCCUCACAUAGGCCAGAUCUGGCCACCCACCCCUCUACCCCAAGGCCUGACCCUACAGAAAGCUGUGACCUGGCCAUGAUUGGGCUCCGGGCCUGGAGGGAGCCUGGCCUGCGGCAGGUGGAGUUCCAGCAGGAAAGGCUUGCUCCAGCUCCAGCUCAGGACCCACAGAAGGCUCCUGAAGAACAGGAAGACCAGACUGGACCCAAGAUUUCCCUAACCCCCCCACGCCUGGCCUCAGAACUUUCCAGGACACCAGGCUUUCACCUGAUCCCUUCUCCCCCAAAGUACCCAAAGCCACCUGAGUCAGGCAGCAGCUCCUCGGUGAGAUCUGCAGAUCUGCCCUUCAGAGGGCGUAGGCUUAGAGUCCUAGGUAGCUUGGGGCCUAGCCUGGGCGAGGGGUCUGGCCUGGGUGAGAGGCUGGCUGCAGUGACUGCCCUGAGAGCACUGGACCACCGAGUCCAGGGAUGCCCAGACCCAAAGCCAGCACUAGGUCCAGCAGCUUGCCCUCCAGGCCUCCACUGCCUCCAUCACCUGAACCCUAUCCCUCCAGCCCACUCUCUCCCUUAAUGUAACCCUCCCUUGU